This is a messenger RNA of Rhodamnia argentea, 1968 nucleotides long. RefSeq names its product glucan endo-1,3-beta-glucosidase 5-like. The transcript has 2 exons. Gene Ontology annotation, cellular component: plasma membrane. Lineage: Eukaryota; Viridiplantae; Streptophyta; Magnoliopsida; Myrtales; Myrtaceae. Gene Ontology annotation, biological process: carbohydrate metabolic process. The record is from RefSeq and is a predicted model, not a curated record. Gene Ontology annotation, molecular function: hydrolase activity, hydrolyzing O-glycosyl compounds. The coding region runs from base 225 to 1727 and encodes 500 amino acids.
AACAAUCUUCCACGCCUUCACUCCAUUCCUUUCUUGCUCUCAAUAUUUGUUUGAUCUGUGUUACGAUGACUAAGUGCUGAUUCAAAUGGUAUCCAGUUCCUUGUUGAUUCUCCUUUGUAAUUCCUUGCCUGUCCCCUGAAAAAACUUGAAGAGGAUGAUCUCUCCGAUAUUCUCCUCUUUACUCAAGCUUCGAGACAGCUUAUAAGCCGCAGACUCGCGAAAAAAUGAUCAUUCAAUCUAGAAUUCGAGAAAACAUGGGCAGCUCUCGCUGUUUCUCAUGGCUCCUGAUCCUGUCUGUAAUCCUUCAAGGCGUGACCUUGGAAGUUCGAGGCCUCGCGUGCAACUGGGGGUCGCGCGCUUCGCAUCCGCUUCCUGCACGCAUAGCGGUUCAGCUACUGAAGGACAACGGGUUCGACAAAGUGAAGCUCUUUGAGGCUGAUCCAGAGCCCCUCAAAGCGCUUGGGCAUUCUGGGAUCCAAGUGAUGGUUGGGAUACCGAACGAGCUCCUCCUACCGCUCGCGAGCAGCAUCCAAGCCGCUGUCAACUGGGUGUCGCAGAACGUGUCCAGUUUCAUUUCCAGUUAUGGGGUGGACAUAAGGUACGUGGCCGUUGGUAAUGAGCCAUUCCUGAAGGCCUAUAAAGACAUGUUUGUCAAGACUACAUUUCCAGCUCUUCAAAAUAUCCAAGCAGCUCUUAUCAAAGCUGGCCUUGGCCAACGAGUCAAGGCGACGGUCCCGCUAAAUGGCGACGUUUACCAGACGGACAGCGGCCUCCCCUCGGGCGGUGAUUUCCGGGCCGACAUCCACAACCUCAUGAUCUCCAUCAUUAAGUUCCUAAGCAACAACGGCGCCCCUCUCACCGUCAACAUUUACCCGUUCCUCAGCCUUGACGCAGACCCCAACUUCCCUGUCGAGUUUGCAUUCUUUGAUGGUGCAGCUUCACCCGUGGUAGAUGGCUCGAUCACAUACACGAAUGUCCUCGAGGCCAAUUUCGAUACCCUCAUUUCCGCCCUUGAGAAGAAUGGUUUCGGGUCGAUGCCCGUGAUCAUUGGAGAGGUCGGGUGGCCCUCGGAUGGCACCCCGAAUGCAAACAUCCAAAAUGCUCGCCGGUUCAACCAGGGCCUCCUGAACCGCAUAUUCAGCAGCAAGGGCACCCCAAAACGCCCAUCCCCACCCGAUAUUUACCUCUUCGCGCUCAUAGACGAGGACACCAAGAGCGUCGACCCAGGGAAUUUCGAGCGGCACUGGGGGAUAUUCUACUACGAUGGGACCAUCAAGUACCCACUGAACAUGACCAACGGAAAGAGUUUAGUCCCUGCGAAAGGCGUCAAGUACUUGUCCAGGCACUGGUGCGUGAUGUCGCCCCAGGCGAGCCUUUCAGAUCCAAACUUGCCAGGAGCGACAACUUAUGCUUGUACUUAUGCCGACUGCACUAGCCUUGGCUACGGAUCGAGUUGCGGCAAUCUCGAUGCUAGGAGCAAUGCUUCAUAUGCAUUCAACAUGUACUACCAGACCAAGGAUCAGAGGGAAGGCGCAUGCUCGUUCAACAACUUGACGGUCCUCACUGCGAUUGAUCCCUCACGAGACGGUUGCAGGUUCGAGAUUAUGAUUAGUAACAGUACGCACGGGAAGACCCCAACAGCGGGCACCUCGAGCAGAGGAAAGCAUGUGCCGUCACUUUUGGUUCUUCUGCAUGUUCUAACACUAAUCUUUUAUGGAAUGUAUUGAAAUUCGCCAUUUGCCAUUUGGGUCAGCCGAGGAAACUCAACGUCCUUGUCGUCUAACAGACGUGAUCAGGUCUCAUAAACAUCAGUGGUGGAUCCUAACACGAACGGCGUGGAAAGAGAGAUGCUAGAAUCAGACUGCAUUGAUUUUCACCAUCUGAUUGCACAAAAGCUCAGCCAACUAGUAGAGAAUCGAGAAAAAAAGCAUUUUUUUUUCAGAAAUAAAGAAAUUAUUUCUUGAUGAU